AUGGAUGACACGUCGGGAAGUGCGACACUUCCAGCGGAGCGGCUGCUCUCCACGCCGCUUGACAACCUUCUGGCGGCCUCUUUCGUGGCCGCUUUCCCCUCGGUUUCUUCUUCUUUUUCGGCUGCGGCCGAGUCGGGAGCCACGCCGUCGAGCAGCGGUGGCGUGUCUAGAAGCGAAGGUGGUGGCGGGGAGAAUGGUGGCGGGGAGAAUGGUGGCGGCGAUGAGGAUGAUGGUGGUGACGUUGUGCCCAUUGGGGCUCUGGCGUCACAGGUGGCGACCGAGUCUGCGCAUGGCUACCUGGCGUGUGGGCUUGGGGCCGGACUCGAGUCGAGCGACCACGCGGUGCAGGCGCGGCUGGCGGUGCUCUCGCGCGAGCUGACGGCGCUGGCGGACGGGUCGCACUCGCUGCGGUCGUCGUACGAGGUACUGGCGUCGAAGCGGGCGGCGGUGCUUGCUGCGCUGUAUCGCGCAUACCGCUCGGAGGCCAAGUCGCGGAACAGCAAGUCGUACCAGUCGCUGGCGGUGGCGAGCCGCGGAAGGGCAGCGACGAUGCUCGCGCGCGACGCGCUUGACGUCGGGGUGCGGCUGCUUUUGGGCCUGCUGCGGCAGGCGGCUCCAGGCGCGCCCGAGCUCUGCGCCGACGCGCUUGCCCUGCUCAAGACAAAGCUGGCGAGCGUGCCGGCGGCGGCGUACGGCGAUAAGCUGUUCGAGGGCUCGGACGUGGCGCUCGACGCACUGGCGCAGGCCGCCGUCGAAAUGGUGACGAGCAUGCCGACACCGCAGCUGGCGUUGGACGCUCUGGAGACGCUGGUGGCACUCGCGGUUGCGCGCGGCUCGCUCACCUCGAUGCUGGACGCGCUGCAGGCGCUCAUUGACCCACCGGCGGGGCUUGGUGGCGCCGACCUGGCGCUGGCAGUCACACCGUCGCUCCGCAAGCUCGCGGCGCGGGUGCGGCCAAUCUCGUUUGAGUUUCCGGGCAAGGGCGUCUCGCCAAUGGCAGUUUCGCCAGGCGUUGCACCGGCGGCGGCGGCGGCGCAAAACAUCGGCCCGUGGCUCGCGGUCACGCCCGGCAGCGAGUCGGUUGUUGUGGCUUCGGGCGCAGUGCUUACCGGCUGUGCGCUGACGGCAUCGAUGGGCAAGGUCGAUGCCGGCGAGUCAGUCACUGUUGGCGUUGGUAGCAACGGCGGCGACAGCGACAGCGACGGCAACAGCAGCGCUCGACUCUCGCUCGCAGCGAUGGAUGGCCGGCUGCUCGCGGCGUCGACCGCCCACGGCCCGCGAACCUUUGUCGAGCUUGACCCGGUUUCUCUCGCGGUUGUGGGCGAGCUGGUGGUGCCAGCCAGUGGCGAGGACGAGGAGAAGGGCACCGACGAGGCGGAUGGCCCCAAGCCGGAUGUUCUUCUCGUGUCGGAUGGUACGCUCGGGACAGUUGUGACGACGUUGCCAGCGGGCGAGUCGAGUGACGAAGUCAUGCUUCAUGUGUCAGACCUCGACGUCCGACCGACCGACGGCCCGACGCUCGAGCCAGCGUUUGAUGGCGAGCCGCUGGCCAUCAAGCUGGCGGCAGGCGAGCUGCCGUCCAAAGUGCUUCAGCUCGGCAAGCCGAGCGAGAGCAGUGGAUUCGGCAGCGCUAGCGGCGGGUUUGGCGGCGGCGGAUUUGGCGGUGGCGGAUUUGGCGGCGGCGGGUUUGGUGGCGGCGGCGGGUUUGGCGGCGGCGGCGGAUUUGGCGGUGGCGGGUUUGGCAGCGGUGGCGGGUUUGAUGGCGGCGGCAGAAGCACCAACAGUCUCGUAUCGACCGGCUCGAUCACACUUGCGACUGGCAAGCCAGGCUCAACGCUUGACAUCGGACAGGAGAUGACGCUGGAGGCCGACAUCGAUAUCACGGGAUGCACUGGCGCUGUCAUGCUGUUUUCUGCGGUCGAUCCAGAGACUUCAGAUCUUGCGCUAGCGGUGAUGAUCGACAGCUCGUCGCAGAUCACGGUGGCAUACAAGCCAGCGUCGAACUCGGUGGGAGGCCCAACGCAGGGGUCUAUUUCCCACGAGUCAAUCUGGAUGCAGGCCGACAAGCCAGGUUGGAUCCACAUCUCGAUUUCGAUCGGGCCAAGCCUCUUUGUAGCGAUGCUCAACCAGAACAUGGGCCAGCGAUGGAUUUCGCCCAUCGCCCUCUCGCCAGGGCUCAAGUGGGCGUUUGGCGCGCCGAUGCAGGGUGCAAACGGCUUCUGUGGCGCAGUCCGCGCGCUGCGGAUCUGGUCUGUGGCGAUGCCAGCGGCGCGGCUGCGGAUGCUCGGACAGGAAGAAACGACUGGCAAGGAGGCAGACCUUGUCGGAUACUGGCCGCUUGAUGAGGGCAUUGGAAACCGGGCGCUCAACCUUGCGGCAGAGGCUGGGACGCACAUGGCUAUUGUCCACAACGGCGAGUGGCUGGAUUCCAAGAUUCCGCGGGUGGCCGCCGUGCCGCGGGCGUCGACCCGGACGCUGCCGCUCAUCCUACCAAGGACCGCGAUGUCAUCGAUCGGGCUGGCAAGCAACGGCGAGUCGCUGCUGGUCAUCUACCCGCGUGAGGUGGCGUACGAAGCUUUUCGGCACUCGGGCUCUGCCAUGGUGGAUGUCUACUCGCUCAAGGACGGAAGUCUAUGCGACCGCCAGACACUCGACGCCGAGAUCGGCGACGUCAACGCAGCAACGUUUUCAGCUGACGGCAAGUUGCUUUUCACGUACACAAGCGAGUCGCGGACGGUGACCUCGUUCUCAGUGGCUGGGCCAAAGUCGACCCGGGCGAUGCGGCUCGACGUAGCGUCGGCGGUUGCACGCGGCGACGCCGUCGCAGCGGGGAUGGACGAGGUCGAUGUCUCGGACGCGACCGCUGUCGUGGCGAGCUUUCCGCUGCCAGCGUACUCAAACGAAGACCUGGAGAUUGCGGCGUCGGAUGUACUUGACAGCCUGGCGACUGUUCCGCAGGAUCAUGUGGCAGUCCAUCUGCUCGGCCAGCUUGCGGCCGAGCUGGGGUGGCUCCCGGAGAGCCCCGACCUGAUUGCACCGGCCAACUUUCGCAUCGAUUCAGUGGUCGAGCUCUCGGGCAAGACCUUCCGCCAGCUGCUGAGCUUGCUCGAGCACCUCGCGGAGCAGUACCACGACAGCGCCGAGGCGUCUCGCGGCAACAUGUUUGCGCUUCUCACGCUCAUGCGGGUGCUGCGGGCCAACCUCGCGCACCUUGUGGCGUGGAACGUUUCGCCGGAAGACUGUGGUUUUGUUUCGGACGUGCCGCCCGCGGCCAAGGCGGCAGCGGCAGCGGCCGAGGGCAAGCUCUCGUUUGCGGCGCGGACGCUGCCGGUCUCAGCCGACGAGGCAGCGAGUGCAACGGACAUGCGGGCGCGGUACAUUGCUCUGCUCAACGGCUUUGUGGCGUCACCAGCGGGCAAUCCGGUGGCGAGCUUGGUCUCGAAGCCGCUCCUCACCGAGGUCUGUGAUGCGCUCUCGAUUGGCCUGCCGCUGUUCUGUGUCGAGCCGGAAGAGCGCGUCGCUGAGCUGCAGUCGCUUGUGGCCGAGGUGCUCGCGGCCGGGGCGGACGCGGAUCCGCUCCGGGUCCUGCUACUUGAGCGAUACUUUGUGACGCUUGCCAAGCCAGCGUCACUCCUAGCACUUGUGCCAACGCUCAUCAGCGGUGAAUCUGGCUCGGGAAGCAAGCUCCUCGCAGCUGUGGUCACGCUUGUGGUUCAGGAUACUGAGGCGCGGCUUCUGUCGCUGUCGGCAGCGGCGCGGCGAGACGAGCUCGACCGGACCCAGCUAGAGGCGCAUUCGAGCCCACAUGCGAGCAUGGUUGCUGCCGGCCUUCCCUUCCUCACUAACUUGCAAAUGGCACUGCUUGCGGCGGCGGCGAGCGAGGCCCACGCCGAGGAUCGGCCAACCACACAGUUUGUGCUUGACUAUGUCGAGCAACUGUGCGGGUCAGCCGGCGAGCUGCUCACGUUUACGCUCGAACAAGCGCUUGGCGCGGCAGGUGCCUUUGCGCCAGGCAGCAAGACCGAGCUCAAGCUUGCAGUGUGGACGGUGCUGGAGACGUCGAUUGGAACUGUUCUUCUCCCGCUGUUUGCUGGGCUCUGGAACGCUUCGCUUGAGCUGGAAGCUGCUGGCAAGCUUCUCCCACCAGUUGUUGCGCUGCUUCAGGCUGUCGAUGCGCUGACGAAGGACUUGCCGGACGUGGUUGUGGCGGAGCAUGACAACAACGCAGGCAAUGUGAGCGUGUCAGCCGAGGAAAAGAGUGCGCGGGUUGCGUACCCGGCCGCGGCCGGGGUGGCGAUCCCGACCGGACGGAGCGAGCACGUACUGAACAUUCCAGAUGCGACGUCGAUGCGGAUCAGCAUCGACCGGCUGGAUCCGAAUGGCACGCUCUCGAUCUACCUGGCACCCAACCAGGAGUCACCUGUGGACGAGUCGCUCCGUGCCGGAGGCACAGUUGCUGUGCAGUCGUCGACGGUGUACCUGGUGUACGACUCGGGGUACUCGGGCAUCACCGGCUUUGCGGUGACAGCUCGGGCAACGAUCCACGAGCGGCAGGACAUGCUACCGUGGCUGCUUGAUUUGGAGAAGGCGAUUGCCACGUUUGCGGCGCAGUGCGCGGCGCUUGUUACAUCCGGCGUGCCGAGCUCGGAGGCCGAGGUCGAAGUCGGGCGCACGCUGCUUUCGUCAGACUUGCUGGCUGGCGGCGAGAUGGUUCCAGACGCGUCACCGGAUGGCGAGCUGGAGCAGCUCGAGUGGUUCCCGACCGAGUUAUUUGCGAACGGCAAGAGCCUGCGGGCGCUACUGGCACCGGCGGCGAGCUCGACACUCGGCGCGCGGUCAAAGCAGGAGGAGGCGUUGGUGAGCGGCCUGCUGAGCGAGAAGCCCGACGCCGAGACGAGCGCCGUGCUUGCGGCGCUGGACGCAUCGGUGACGAUUCCGCCGUUUCCGGUUCCUGCUGCUGUACGGGAUGUGGUGGCUCUCGCGGUGCGAGCUGUAUUUGCUGCCGCCGUCCACCACGCUGGUGCCAUGGAGGAGAUUCUGGACGUUGUCGAGGAGCUGGCUGGCGGCAAGGCCGAUGUGGAGAUUCCUUCGACAGUGACUUGGCUCUAUGUGAGGGCACACCGACUCCGGCGAUGGCUCCUGGACCAGUUCCAGCUGGAGCAGUCCAAGCUGGCACAGCCCGAGGCCGAAGUGUCGGAUGAGUCUGACGACGGCGCUGACAUAGGCGGCGAUGCCGCUGAAGCCGAGAGCCAGGAUGGCGGCGAGACCAGAGCUAAGGGCAAUGCCGAAGCCGGCGGCAGCAACAAGGGCGAGGCGGCUCUGCCAUCGCCAUUUUCCUCCCGCGAAACCGGGUAUGCGGAGCUGUGCUCGAGAGUUAUGGCGCGGUCAAAGUUCCUACUCUCACUCUACUCUGCCGUCGACAUUCUGCCGGACCUUGACGCGCCGUCGAUGGGCGAGGCGCUUCUGGUGCGACAGCAGUCGCGCGAGGACGCGGUGCGAGAGGGUGUGUCGGAGGCACAGCGCGAGGCGCGGUCUACGCUGCUGGCGUGGAAGUCUGUGCAGGGAGAGGCGACGCUGCGGACGGCUGCGCCCGAGGAGCGGUCGGCGAUUCUGUGGCGACUCAUUCUCGGCUUUAUGUCGACCGAGGUUGAGCUGGAUAAGGUGCGUGCGGCGCUUGCGGCUCGGCGACACCGGGCACGGCUGCGCAAGCUGGGGCUUGACGCGUUUUCGCGGCUGCUCGACGCUGUGAGCCUCGCAAGCGUCAAGCGCGAGGUGGUGCGGUGCAUUGUGCCCGCGCUCUCGCGGCGGAAGGCCGACGCGCGACUGGGGCUUGCCCCGGAUGUGAUGGGCAUGGUAACGCCUACGGGCGUGGAUCUCGGCGAGGCUGUUGCAAGCGCGUUUGCAGGUCUUUACUCCAAGCUAGUGACGAUGCUGGAGGCGCCGACGGUGUCGGGCGCGGAUCUGCUGGCCGAGACGCUGCGGACGUUCAACGUGGCCUUUGACGCCGACGUGUACCGGCGACUUAUCUCAUCGGGCGUGCUAACGUCGCUGCACACGCUGCUCGAGGCGACGGCGACUGCUGACGGGGGCGAGGACGGUGGCGAGUCGUACCAGAUGGCGUCAUGGGCGCUGCUUGAUGUCAUCAUCACGACCAUCAUUCAGCACUCGAACGAGCUCGGAGCACUGUUUGCGGACGCCAACGUCAUGGUGCCGCUGCUUGGGAUUCUCUCGUCGCAGCUGAACAAGGCAGCAAGCGCGGCAGUCGAGUCCACCAAGAGCUUUGACGACUUUACACCGCUGCUGGUGACGGCAAAGGGCCUGCCAAAUGCUGCGGAUGGAGUGCAGGCCGAGGGUAAGUCCAUGGUCGCUUCGCGCGACAUGGAUGAGGGUAAGCGGCUCCGCAGUGUGCUCUCAUACCAGACGGACGCCAGUUUUGACGAUGCAGUGCAGGUCAAGUUGCUCGGGUUGCUGUAUUCGAUGGUCCACUGGCCUGUGGCGCGGAGCCGUCUGCAUUCUGACCAGCUCCUCACCUCGCUGUUCACGAUGCUCAAGGCCGGAAGCGGGCGAAUGCGGUUUGUGGUGACGCGGACGCUGCGGCACCUGCUUGCGGCCGAGAGUGCGCCGGAUGCCAAGCUGGUUGACGCGGCGGCUGUGCGCGCAGAACGCGAGCUUGCUGCCGACUCGUGCUCACAGAGCUUGGGCGAGUACCUGCUGGUGUCGAUUGGGCAGGCGCUGAGUGCACCGGCGCUAGUGGCGGCCAAUCGGAAGAGUGGGGCGUUUUCGCGUGUCGGUGGCGUGCCGCUGCGGACGCUGCACUCUGCCGAGUCGCUGCAUUCGUGGUCGGAGGGAGUGUACCUCGUGCGGCAUCUUGUGAAGCGGGCGCCGCGGAUCGGGAGCCGGAUUGCAGGUGAGGUGGCUGCUGGACUUGCACACAUGACGAGUGCGGUUCGGUUGUGCGCGGAGCUGGAGGCCGGGCAUGAUCUCGAGUCACUUGGCGCGGCCGACUGGCAGGUGGUGUGGCACGCGCUGGGAGCACUCGCUGUUGCGGGUGGGUAUGCCGAGACGUUCCGGGCCGGGGCGCGGAUCUCGUCACCGAUCUCGCACUUUUCGGGUACCAUCCUCACGAUGUCCCAGAGCGUGGACAAGCUCGCGAUUGUUCGUGAUGACGACGACGACGUGGUUGUGGUCAAUGUCAACGAGCUCGAGCCGAUCGACGACGUGGGGGUGAGCGUGCCAGACGAUGUGCCUGGCGUAGAUGUCAGGAGCCUCAUUCGUGACUUGCUUGCCGUGGUCACCGUGAACGCCGGAAGCACCGAGUCGGCGCUUCUUGCUGAGCUCCGCGGGCGGGCAAUGCGGUUGGUGCUUGCGCUUCUUCCGGCGGAAGGGGCAGCGGAAGAGCUUGCACAGGUUGCGGGCGUUCAGCUCCUGGCCUCGCUCGCGCUCGAAGAGGCGGCCACGGUGCCGUCGAUCACCGAGCUCGAGUUCAAGGUCAACCAACUCAUCAACGAGGCCACGCGGAGGAUCCGAGAGGAACCAAAGAUUAUGGUCGAGCUGCUGACGAGCGGCGAAUCGGCGAAGAAGACUGGUAGCGAGGCCGGUGGUAGUGGACCUGUGGCUGCCGGCGGUAGCGGCGGGUUCUCGUUUGGUGCUGCGCCUGCUGCGUCGGCCGAGGCGGGGAGUGGGUUCUCGUUUGGUGCUGCGCCUGAGAUGUCGGCUGAGGCGGGGAGUGGGUUCUCGUUUGGUGCUGCGCCUGCUGCGCCGGCUGAGGGCAGCGGCGGGUUCUCGUUUGGUGCUGCGCCUGCUGCGCCGGCUGAGGCGGGGAGUGAGUUCUCGUUUGGUGCUGCGCAUGAGACGUCGGCUGAGGGUAGCGGCGGAUUCUCGUUUGGUGCUGCGCAUGAGACGUCGGCUGAGGGUAGCGGCGGGUUCUCGUUUGGUGCUGCGCCUGCUGCGCCGGCUGAGGGCAGCGGCGGGUUCUCGUUUGGUGCUGCGCAUGAGACGUCGGCUGAGGGCAGCGGCGGGUUCUCGUUUGGUGCUGCGCAUGAGACGUCGGCUGAGGGCAGCGGCGGGUUCUCGUUCGGUGCAGCAGAGACUGGAAGCCAGGCCAGCUCCGGCGCCGCCCCGAACUCUUCUCCAGCGAAAGAGAACGAGACUGCAGAGGCGGAGACUGAGGCGACUGCAAAGGCCGAAGACACACCUCUGGUGUUCGGUACACUGCGCCUCACGGCUGCCAAGCUUUCGAUCGGGUUUGUGGUCUCGUCGAUCUCGGCAUCACCGACAUGCACCAUCUCGGGCCACCUGACAUACGUUCCGCUCGACACCGAGCCGACACCGGAGCGAGUUGCUGGUGCAGUUGUUGUAUUGGACGCACUGCUCGAUUUCAAGGGGCGUGCGGCAGCCGCUAUUGAGGCUGGCGCUGUGACAAUCGUCUUUGCCACCGACGACCCUGUCGAUGACGGACUGGUGUCCAACGAGACAAGCACCGAGGCAACACAGCCGCUGGCGGCUCCGGCGGUCAUUGUCUCGUGCGCUGCAGCGACCAAACUGCGCGAGGUUUUGGAUGAGCCGUCGAGUGAGGAGCCGUCGAAGCUUGUGAAGACCAUCAUGUCGCGCAAGCUCGUCGAGGAACACGGGUUCGAGCAAGCCCAUGCCGAUCGUGCUCUGUCGGUCACAGCCACCUCGAAGAACAACGUUGAGGUCUUCGACUUUGACGCCGCGCGCGAGUGGCUUGACGAAAACGUGUCGUGGAUGCGCGAGCAAGAUGCAAUGCUCAACGAUCUGGACGCACCAGCAGCAAAGCCCUCGCGUAAGGGCAAGGAGGAAGCGCUACCUGAGCCGGCCAAGGACACUGUCGCCGACACAGCUGACGACGGGUCCGCGGAGUGUCUGGCCAAUGGUCUUGUCACCUCGCGUGAGCUGCAGCCCGGCCUGGGCGCUCUUGCUGAUGCGUGGCAGGCGAUUGGCGGCGGGCAGGGUGCUAUCGCCUCACUGCGGGCCUCGCUUGCAGAUGGAAGCUCGUUCCACUCGAGUGGCUUUAACUUUGGUGGGCCUCGACCUGCACAGCUUACCGCCGAGCUUAGUACCGAUGACGGAGCGAAGGCCGGCGUGAACCACGGAAUGUCACGAAUGACAAGCUACGUCACCGUCCUCCGCAUGACACCGCUCUCGAUUGUCCUCGCCGAGCUCGCCGCUGUGCAAAAGCAGGUCGUCGCACACUUUGCCACGCGCGCCCUGGCCGGCGCGGUGGCGUUCUGGCCGCGCUCUCUUCCGCUGUCGAAGCUGACCGAUGCCGACACGCUUGCACGGGCAAUCGCGCUCGGAAUGGCAGCACCGGACGUGCCUGCGCUGGCGGCCACGGUUUCAUCGGCCCGUCUCCGGACGGCGCUCAUCUCGACCAUGCAGCUUGGCAACGAUGUGGCGUCGGACACGGUCGACAUUCUCAGCGCGCGGUUCCACGGUCUCCUUGAUGGCGUGCUUAGUAAGGCGCCGCUCGCCACUGAGCCGCAAGUGUACGAGUCGCAACACAACUAUCGGCACGGCGAGCUCAAGGCGUUUUCGAUCCCGAUCCCGACCAAUGUCAAGACAGCGGUAAUCAUUGUCGAUCCUCGGACCUCGCUCGACUACGAUGACAACCUUGUUUUCUCGCAUGGUCCGGGCCGGACCCAGAGCAUCGGAACUGUGAGUGGAAACACGCCGCCCGCUUCUUUCUUUAUCUUCAACCAGGCAGCGCUUACGGAUUCAGAGCUGUUUGUCGAGUUUGACACAACCCGGACAGCAAGCAACCAGCCGACGCGCUACGGCUACCGGUUCACCAUUGUCCCGCUCAAGAUGGAGUCGAACGAGGCCGAGCCGGCGCCGGCCGCCGCAGCUGUCAGCUCCGCGCUCAACCUGCUAGACUUGCUCGUCGCCUCACGGCAGCCGGUCAUCGACGCCAAUAUUGUAGUCAAGCUCCUCUCCGUCCUCCCGCACGUGGACUCGAUUGAGGUCGCCGAGGAGACUUGCCGAGCGGCGGCAGCGCUCUUCCGCCAAUGGUCGUCUGUUUUCAACACGGCAGCCGCCGACGAGUCCGCCCGUGCAACACUUCCGGAGCUGAUUGACGAGCUUGAGGUUGCCUACGCCGUGCUCGCUCGCCGCAAGGCCAUCCAGUGUGUGCCGGACCGUGUGCCGUCGGCCCACGUCCAGGCGCUCCUUGAGCUUCUCAUUGUUGCGCGCCACGUCUUUCCGGCCGCUCCCGACUUUGACGCUGACGACGUCGCCGCGACUACCAUUCGCGCCGCCGCCGCCGCCGCCGCCAAAGCCGAGGCGGAGUCUAAUGACAAUGCCAAGACAGAGGCGGAAGCCGAGGAGGCUGAAGAUGUCCAGCCGCUCGCACCGCUUCGCCCUGAUCUCGAAGAUGUAAUCUCGCGCGAGGUGGCGCUCGAGAGCCGCGGCGUGCCAUCAGUCACCGACGCGCUGCUGUACAAGGUCGCGCGCCAUGGCUUCCGCAAUGUCUCGCUUGUAGACAUCGAUCGGUCGACGAUCACGCCGAGCCUCCGGAUUGCUGCCGAGAAAGAAGUUCCGGCCGCCAUUAUGCAGGCGAGUAGCGGGUUUGGCUUCUCACAGGCGGCGGCGUCGAUGCGCUGCUUCAUGGGUGACGUGUCUGUGAGCGCUGGCAAGUGGACGUUUGAGGUCUCGAUCUUCAACGGGUCUCAGCCAUUUUUGAUUGGCUGGGCUACGCAGGCGUGGGGCCGGGUGUCGGAACAGUUGCGCUCGGGCCACGCCGUUUCGGCCAUUGUGCAGACGCACUCGAUCUACGCCGAGUCGAGCAUGCCUGGCGCGGUCAACCCCGGGGUGCACUUCAACGUACCGUACAUGUCGACGGCAGUGCCGGCCAAGUUUGAGGAUAUCAAGCGUGACGAGGGCAAGGUUCCAGUCUACACUGUCCGCGUGUUCCUCGAUGCCGACGCGGGCUUGUUCUCGCUCAUGGCUCAGGGCGUGGCCGCACCACCGGCGAUGGUGACGUCCAUCCCGAUUGGCAGCGGGUUGCAUCCGAUUGUAGGCGUUCCGAACAUGACAGAGGCUGUCGUCAACUUUGGCGCGUCGCCAUGGGCCCACGAGGUGACCGACGCCAACUUUGCCGACUACCUCCCGCUCCAUGACGCACGGCUGGACGCGCCGAGCCGGCUAGACCAGUUCCAGCUGGCGUCGUCGGUGGCUACGGCGGUCGCAGCGCGGACAACAAUCGACGCCAAGCUGGUCGAAGCGGCACUUGCACGAGAGAUUUCGGACGAGCCGAACGCGCUAGCGUUUGAAGCCGUCGACGACGAGGCUGGCCAAAAGCGUUCCGGAAGUAAGCGCAGGGCAACCGGAUCCGGGUCAUCGCCGUCGCCGUCACCGUCGCUUUUUGGCCAGCCGCAGUUCAGCCAGCCGUCUACCUCGCUCUUUGGUAGCACGGCGACGUCCUCGCCAUGGGGUGGUUCGUAUGGAAGCGCUGCACACAGUUCCUCGACUUGGGGCGCCAGUACUCACGUCACUAGCUCGGGCACGCCGUUUGGUAUGUCGUUGACCUCGACCUCUGGCGACGCGCUGCUGUCGACAGACCCGAAUAGGUACUUUUUCACCAGCGAGCGCAGCAACGUCAAUCUUGUGUUUGCGGCCAAGACGGUAUCAGGAAGCGGCGAGGGCGAGCGUCCUGGCAGCAGCGAGUCACAGGUUGUGCUCUCAGAGGUGGUACUGACCAAUGUCGCCGACAUGGCACGCAGUAGCGGCAAAUCGAGUGGAUUCGGGUUUGGCGGAGGAUUUGGGUCAAGCAGCAGCAGCAGCAGUAGCAGCCAUGCACAGCAUGCAGUUGUGUCAGGCCUUGUCUUUGUCUGCCGCGAGAAGCCCAAGCUCGCGGCAUUUUCAUGGUGCGAUGGCUUUACGGCCAAGCAGUAUGCCAAGGUGGCGGAGCGGCGUGUGGCAAGCUCGGCGGCGGCGCGCGACCAUGAGCCGGUGGCCAUGUUCACAUUCGGUGGCAAGUCACGGACUACAAGCGUCAAGUUUGAGACGCCGCUUCCGGGCUCGUACGUGGUGAUCAAGUUGUUGAGCUCCAAGUCGAACGCAGGCAUGUCGCUGGCAUCUGUGGUGUUCAAGGGCUACGUGGCCGACCACCCACUGGCGGAGCCGCUGGCGGCCGGCGAGCCUGCCGAUGAGCUUGUCAGUAGUCUGCGGACGCGGCUUCUGGAGGCUGCGCUCGCACUUGACGCCAGCCAAGCCUGGUCACUUGAAGGUGACGCGGCGCUGGUGGCAUGUGCGCAGAACCAGGCGACACAUGGCGAGGCUGCUGUGGAGACGCUUGAUCCACUGACGCUCGACCUCAGCGAGACGGCGCUCAUCCGAUUCGCGCCGCUACGCGGAGUGGCAUGCGACGCGCUUGUUGCGCGGUUUGUUGUUAUCAAGUACCUCAACUCGCUUGUUUCGCCGCUGCUCAAGUUUGUGGACGUGACUGAUGUGCACGCACUCGAGACGGGCGGGCGCGCUGGAGCCGGCAUAGAGGCGGCGCGGUGGCUCGACGAGAUGGCGCUCUCGCAUGUGGUGUUCAACAUCCGCGUCCUUCUGUUUUUCAACACCAAGAUGGAAGUGUUCAGCGAGCGACUCGAGGAGGAGCGGCGCGCUGCUGCUGCGGCGUUGAACGAGAUGGACUCAAGCCGAAUGGUGGUGAGUCUCAACCGGAUUAAGGCGUCUGCAGCCGAGAGUGCUGCUGCGCCGGCCGCGGCAGGAAGCUCAACCGGUGCUCCUACCAUUUUCGGCCAGCUGUAUGCGGGACUGCGGGCAGGGCCGUAUGCGCGGCGCUUUGCCACCGCCAAGGCCGACCAGCAGAUGUUCAAGGCCGACUUUCUGGGCGAGGGCUCGAUUGACGCCGGCGGACCGUAUCGCGAGGCACUGACAACCGCAGUGGCAGACCUCAUGUCCGAGGUGACGCCGCUUUUCCGUCUCUCGCCGAACGGACGGACGGACGUUGGACUCAACCGUGACAAGUGGGUGCCGAACCCGGGAGCCAAGUCGUCGAGCGCGCUGGGGAUGUACGAAUUUGUGGGCGCACUCAUGGGACUGGCGAUCCGUACCAAGUUCUACAUGCCGUUUGCGCUUCCGUCGCUGGUGUGGAAGGCACUACUCGGGGAGAAGCUUGUGCUCGGCGACCUCGACGCAAUUGACAAGCUCACGGUGCAGGCCAUGGAACAGAUUGCAGCAUUCUCUCGCGAUGACUUUGGUGUUGUUGUCGACGAAGUUUUCACCACUCUUGACUCGGCCGGCAACGUGAUUGAGCUCGAGGAGGGUGGCACGUCACGAGUUGUGACGUACGAGGACCGAACCGAGUUCACGCAGGCGGUGCUUGCGGCGCGGCUGCACGAAGCCGACGACCAGACGCGGGCGAUGCGGCGUGGACUCAACUCGGUCAUCCCGGCGCGGCUGCUGGCGCUGUUCUCGUGGCAGGACCUGGAGCUGCUGGUGUGUGGUCGGGUCGAUAUCUCGAUCGAGACCCUCCGGGCUCACACGGUGUACCGCGGGGGCUACUCUGCAUCGCAUCCGGUCAUUGCCACGUUCUGGAAGGUACUGGAGUCGUUCUCGAUGGACGAGCGGGCGCUGUUCCUCAAGUUUGUGUGGGGACGGACACGUCUCCCGUUGCAGGACUCGUGGGUCCAGCAGUUUACCAUCGAGGAGCUCCGCGUCCGCAAGGACGGCAAGGUCGACGACAUUCUGCCAGAAGCGCACACGUGCUUCUUUAUGCUCUCACUCCCGGCACAGACCAACUACGACGUGAUGCGAGCCAAGCUGCUGUAUGCAGUUGAGAACUGUCGGGCAGUCGACACCGACUUUUCGGUGAGCACGUCGGCCAUGGGUGCGUGGCUCGAUUAA
This is a messenger RNA of Thecamonas trahens ATCC 50062, 13872 nucleotides long. RefSeq names its product HECT domain containing 3. The record is from RefSeq and is a predicted model, not a curated record. Gene Ontology annotation, molecular function: ubiquitin-protein transferase activity. The coding region runs from base 1 to 13872 and encodes 4623 amino acids. Lineage: Eukaryota; Apusomonadida; Apusomonadidae. The transcript is spliced from 3 exons.